Molecule: messenger RNA, 704 nt
Organism: Saccostrea cuccullata (small rock oyster)
Lineage: Eukaryota; Metazoa; Mollusca; Bivalvia; Ostreida; Ostreidae
Exons: 2
Coding region: 1-663 (220 amino acids)
Molecular function (GO): protein binding
Source: RefSeq, a predicted model, not a curated record
AUGUUUCAGAUAACUGUUUUCCUAAGCACUUGUCUUUCUUUGGUAGCGAUUGCACGCUGCACUUGUCCUUGCAAGAAGAACAUAGAAUAUUACAACAUCUGUAUGAAGUCAGCCUUAACCAGCAACAACGCAUGUGGACUCCACCUAACCGAAUAUGAUAUUUGUACGAAAGAGAGAUUAGCGCAUUUUGAGUCUAAAGUUGAAUCCAUCGAGCGCUCCCUAAACAGAACAACUCAUCAUGUCUCAUUUAUGGCGGGUCCUGCAAGUAACAUGAAACCCAUCGUAGGGACUCUCAUUUUUGGCAACGUUCUCACCAAUAAGGGAGGAGCCUACAACGGCAAGACUGGUAUCUUUACCGCCCCCGUAUCCGGAUCAUACUUCUUUAUGGUAACAAUUGGUCUUCCAACUCCAUCCUCCGCUGAAGGCUCGGACUACAUAAGGAUACAUAUUAUGAAGAAUGGCAAAAUUUCCUCGUACUUGUUCAUCGGAACUAAAGGACUGUGGGUCAAACGAUCAGAAAACACCUUAUUGGAGCUUUCAAAGGGAGACAAAGUAAACCUGUACCUGAGAACCACUGGAAGUGGGUUUCCCUACAUCGGUGGAAAAUACAACUAUCCUGGUGCAACUUACAACUCACACUUCUCUGGAUUUCUUAUCAACUGAUGCAAGAUCUACUGAAAUGAAUGAAUAAAAAUGUAAUGAUU